UCCGUUUCCACCACCCGCGCCUCAUCCACUGCAACAUGUGCUCGACGGAUUCCCUCUGAGUCUCACACCACGCCGCCAUGGCGCUCGCCCUCCUCUCGCCGCCACUCCACCACCCACUCCGCCCGCUCAACCCUCCACCGCUCGCAUGCACCACCGCGUCCAGCACCGGCUUCUCCUUCUUCUUCCCUCCCGCCCCGCGCUGGAGGGCCAGCUCCGCGGCCGCCGGUGAUGGCCCCGGCCCGUCAGAAGCGGCGGGCGACACGCCCCUCGACGCCGACCUCCUCAGGCGGGUCUCUGCGGCGGCGGACGCGGACCAGGCGCUGGACAUUGUCGCCGAGUCGCUGGGUGGGGCGGGCUCCGGCCCGAAAUCCUCCCUGGACGCGUCCGACUGCAACGCGAUAGUCGCGGCGGCGCUCGACCGCGGCAACGUCGACCUCGCGCUCUCCGUGUUCGAGGCGAUGCGGUCCGGCUUGGCGCGAGUGGGGCGCUGGAGCUGGGCGAGGCCGGACGUGCGGACCUACGCGUUGCUGGUCCAGCGGCUGGCGGCGGCGCUGCGUGUCUCUGAUGCUAUCAGGAUUGUCGGCUACGUCUCCCGUGCUGGUGCGUCUUCCGCAGAGGAGGUCCGGUUUGGGAUAACUGUUUGCUGUCCAACCUGUAUGGUGGCAAUUGCUGUUGCUCAGCCUCAGCAUGGAACACAGGUGGUUUCAUGUUCGAAGUGCCGGUACCAAUAUGAACUACUUUCUGGAGACAUUACAAACAUCGAAUCUGAAGAAGUGAGCAUGGACACUUCAGCUUUUGAGAAGGCGUUGCAGUUCAUAAAUGUGAUGAAAGAUGAUCUUCCAGCUGCUGUUCACUCUAUUGUGAUCCGCACACCCUCAGGAACAGCCCGCACGCAUAGAUUUGCUACCAAGACUGUGGAACUUCCUGCUCAAGGAGGAGAAAGAGUGACCAUUUCCUUGGCCGCCCCAGCUAAUGUUUAUCGUGAAAUGGGUCCCCUCAAGAUCGCGGCACGCUCAAAAGGGUUUAGUCCAGGAGAACCCAUGUGCCUCACUAACCACGUCAGUGGACAGGUCUCAAAGCUACUAAGGCCGCCAUCGAAGAAUGUGGGACCAUUUGUUCUUACUCCGUAUCUAUUUGUCGGUGCUCUUGCUUUGCUUGCUUCUGGAGAUGCUGUUUCUGCAUUCAUUGAUCCAAGUCUCCCUAGACUAAUUACAGCAACUGCCAUUGCAUCAGCUGCUGUAGGAACAACUCUCAAUCAAGUGAUCCUGCCAGAGACUCGAAAGCUUCCCCAAAAGGCAGUAGACAUAGUCGCUGUACGGCAGAAACUCUUGUCUCAGUAUGACAUGCUUCAGAGUCGUCUUACGGAUCUGAAACAGCUUACUGAAAAAGAGGUGUGGAUGCUUGCAAGAAUGUGUCAGUUGGAGAACAAGAUAUUAGCAGUAGGCGAACCAUCAUAUCGUGCUCGACGUGGUAGACUGAAGAAUGUACGAAAAAGCUUGGAAAGUACGCUGUUGGCAAAGAUUGAGCUGAUGGAAAGUUAUGCGAAAUUAUGUUCUAUGAUUGAAAUUGAAGUUGAGAUGGACUCUGAUGUUCUCGUUGCUGAAGCAGCUACUGGUGCAGAAAGGAUAUCAGAACAAAUUCAACAGUUAAUGGAGAUUGAUAGUCUUGAAGAGCAAUGGCGCAUACAAGCUGAGGCUAAUGAUGAAGCAGAAAGGCUUCUUAGCUCAGAUUCUUCGGAAGCAUUGUCUGCUGAGCAUGUAUAAUGAGAUUUUGGUAAUAUGCAAGAACGUUUAUUUGUUUUUCAUUUGCCACAUAUCUCAGUAAAAUAUACAUUUUCACUUUCAAACUAAGAAACCUUACUGGGCUGGGCAUAGUGACUUAAGAAGAUAGUUCUGAUGCAGAAGACAGAUUGAUUAUUGUGUAGAACCAUGUGUUUUGCAUACAACAGAAUCAGAGUGAAUACUGAGAAGAAUAGAAACAUGUUUUUUUUUUCAUCUACCAAGCACAUUCCCCCUUACAGACACUUGACAGUACAGAUGAGGACAGACUUGUAGAUGGAAAUAAAGGAAGUAUGCUUACAAGGAGACAGACAAUGCCAAAUUCCUGGAGAGGCAUGGUGCGUUCAAGGCAGUUCAAGGACUGGUGCUGAGUUUCCUAUUUGAUUUGCAGCAUGUUUUCUUUGAACUAGCAAAAAAAAUAUGAUACUCACAUAUAAAUGGCUCAUUGUAACCUCUUAACACCAUCGUGUUAAAUUGUGGGACUGUAAUUGUACAUAAGUGCGUAAACUGAAUCGCAUCUCAUUUUAUGCUGUGUGAAUGUUUGCAGAUCCUGUAAAUUGAUGUUUGUAAGCAAAUCUGGAAUAAAUGUGGCUGAAAAACAGCAAUUGAACUCUGUAA
Molecule: messenger RNA, 2396 nt
Organism: Lolium perenne
Lineage: Eukaryota; Viridiplantae; Streptophyta; Magnoliopsida; Poales; Poaceae
Molecular function (GO): protein binding
Source: RefSeq, a predicted model, not a curated record